Molecule: messenger RNA, 210 nt
Organism: Dibothriocephalus latus
Lineage: Eukaryota; Metazoa; Platyhelminthes; Cestoda; Diphyllobothriidea; Diphyllobothriidae
Source: the annotation of a GenBank genome assembly
AUGAUUCGCACUCUUUCUUCCCUCAUCCCAACUCUGGUAAUGGAUGGUGAGGCCGAUCUCAAGGAUAUGGAAGAAUAUGCUGCGAGUAAGGCUGUUGCAAUGCAUUCCAGCAUGACGGCUAACGCGCAGGCUUGUGAGAAAAAGAGCGUCGCGGAAUGGUUAGAAUAUUUGCGUUCUUGCCAAGACCUGCUCACUCAGCCAUUCUCCUAA